Molecule: messenger RNA, 2181 nt
Organism: Camelina sativa (false flax)
Lineage: Eukaryota; Viridiplantae; Streptophyta; Magnoliopsida; Brassicales; Brassicaceae
Biological process (GO): RNA processing
Cellular component (GO): catalytic step 2 spliceosome
Molecular function (GO): RNA binding; zinc ion binding
Source: RefSeq, a predicted model, not a curated record
ACCUCAAAACCAAAAGUUAAGUUAUGCGUGGUUCAAUUGGGUAAUACAAUAGUUACGGUGAACUUGGUCGCAUUGGAUGAUUUUGUUGUCAUUGUUCUUGAGCGGACAAAUAAAAAGAAAAGCCUCUUCUUUUGAAUCCCACACACAGAGAUCUAAUUAUUGUUUCCCGUUAAUAAAGGUUAAGACUUUGUUCUCUCUCUUCUUCGAGUCGUUUCAUAUUCCCUUUUCAAUUUUUUCAAGUUUUAUGUAAUUGGGUAUUUCUUGUUUACUCUCUAAUACUAUACGCUUUCUUGGUGUGAACUUGUAAACUCUUCAACCCUAAAUGCUUCUUUUUUUCAUAAUUUGAUUGAGAAGGGUUUUAAAGUGAGACACUUUUGAUGCUUGUUGCUUAAAGUUUUGAUUUUUAUUGUCAAUUGGGUUUUUGGAGAAGCAAUAUGAGCUGUGUGAUUGAAUUGAUUAGCUCAAUGAAGCUGGAUUUUAUUUAAACGAGUUGUGUUCUUCUCUUUUGUGAGGGUUAUCUUUGGUGGAUGAUUUGUGAAACUUUUUUAGGAGAUAAUUGUUUACGUUUUAUAUAAAAAUGGCAGCUUCUAGCGGCUCUGGUUUGGAAGGUCACAAAGAUGACCUCAGUUCUUCUGCUGUGGAUGGGGAAAUGUAUAUAGACAUGGAGGAAGACAUGGACCUAACGGAAGAUGAUUUCAGAAAUGUGUCUGGCCAGUUUUCAGGGGAAACAUCGACAGUGGAGGUUAAGGAUGCUGUCAAUGUGAGUGUUGAAACCGUGAAAGUGGAUGUUAGUUCUAAAUCUGGUGUUAAAAGAUCCAGAACAACCUUCGACGAACAGCAACCUUCAGUCCAUGUUACUUAUAAACACUUAACAAGAGCUAGUAAGCAGAAGCUGGAAAGUUUAUUACAGCAAUGGUCAGAAUGGGAGGCAGAACAAAAUUCUUUGUCUGAGGAUCAAGAACAACAAGUACUAGAAUCUGGUGAUGAGACAUAUUUUCCUGCUUUGCGUGUGGGAUUGCAAAAGACAUCAUCUGUAUCAUUUUGGUUUGACUACCAAACUGGUGACAAUUCUUCGAAGAAGUUAGUUCCUGUGGAAAGUAGCACCACCCCUCUUUAUAACCGUGGAUUUACAAUUGGUUUAGAUUCAGCCGGUGGUUCAAAUAACUUGGAAGGAGGCUUGGAGAUUAUUGAUGACCCUCCACGCUGCUUCAAUUGCGGCGCAUACAGUCAUUCCUUGAGAGAAUGUCCAAAGCCUUUUGAUCGAUUAGCAGUUAGUAAUGCUCGGAGGCAACAUAAAAGCAAAAGAAAUCAGAAUCCUGGAUCCCGUCUACCGUCCCGAUAUUAUGAGAGCCCUCAAGUUGGUAAAUAUGAUGGCUUGAAGCCCGGGUCACUUGAUGCAGAGACACGUCAGCUUCUCGGUCUAAAGGAACUCGACCCUCCUCCAUGGCUUCACAGAAUGCGAGAGAUUGGAUAUCCACCAGGAUAUUUUGCUGUAGAAGAAGAUCAUCUCUCGGGAAUCACUAUAUUUGGUGAGGAAGAGACUAAAGAAGAAGAGGAAGAAGUUAAGAUGGAGGACGGUGAAAUCUUGGAAAAAGCAAACCCUCAAGAGCCAAGAAAGAUAAUGACAGUUGGGUUUCCCGGGAUUAACGCACCCAUUCCAGAAAACGCAGAUUCGUGGCUAUGGGAACAGAGGAAUAACACAGCACAUAGUUAUUAUCAUGAUCACCGUCGACCACAGGACUAUAGAGACCAGACAGGCCCUCCAGGUGUUGCACUGUCUUCGAGCUAUCCUCCAAGGUAUGGCGUUAGAUAUGAUCACGGGUUCGUUUCAGGACUAAGAAGCCCAGGAUCCGAACUAUCGGAAUCCGAAAGAGUUAAGAGCUAUUAUUACUCUUUGUAUGAUCCAAAUUUCAAGUAGUGAGGGAGGCUAGUACUAGUAGUGAUCCAUUUAGAUCUAGCAGCAGAAGAUGUAUUAAUUAGUGAGUGUGGGAUGUAAUGGUGUUGUUUAGGGAUUAAGUUUUAGCAUCAGUAUCCAAAUUUUGCUCGAAGUGAUCCAUUAGUUAAGAGCUACCCGCACAAUGUUUGUUCGAACCAAAAGCUAUGUCCGUGGCCUUAAAAUGGUUAUGCUAGUUUGGUGUUGUAACAUGUCCAUCAAUGUGUAUGCCUUUUUGUUUUGUUGUG